Molecule: messenger RNA, 1559 nt
Organism: Nymphalis io (European peacock)
Lineage: Eukaryota; Metazoa; Arthropoda; Insecta; Lepidoptera; Nymphalidae
Gene: eIF3m
Product: eukaryotic translation initiation factor 3 subunit M
Exons: 7
Coding region: 129-1286 (385 amino acids)
Biological process (GO): cytoplasmic translational initiation
Cellular component (GO): eukaryotic translation initiation factor 3 complex; cytoplasm
Molecular function (GO): translation initiation factor activity
Source: RefSeq, a predicted model, not a curated record
CUGUCAAUUCUGUCACCAUCUUAAGCGAUUUGGUGGCACACGUACAAAUAAAUGCUAGAACUGUAUUGUACUGUGAAAUUAAACGAAUUAAUUUAAUUACAUACUAACUUAAGUAUUUGAAAGCGAAAAUGCAAGGGCCUGCGGUUUUUAUGGACAUAUCGCUUGAAGAUCAAGCACUAGAAUUGAGAAAAUAUUUCAAAAGUCUUGGCGCUGAAAUAUCAGAAGAGAAGUCCCCUAAGGGCAUUGAAGAUGAUUUACACAAAAUAGUUGGAGUAUGUGAUGUCUGCUUCAAAGAAAAUAAUGAGGCUGAUAUUGAAGCUAUCCUUAACAGUAUUGUGUCUAUCAUGGUUUCAAUUCCAUUGGAGAGAGGAGAAAACCUUAUCCUGGCAUUUAGUCAAAGGCUAACUAAAUCUCCUGGACCAAAACUUGGUGUGGUGGCAUUACAAUCCUUGUGGCGGCUCUAUAACAAUCUUGAAUCCAAUUCUCCUCUGCGCUACCAUGUCUACUAUCAUGUGAUUGAGCUGGCUGCACGUGUAAGUUCAGUUGGUGAAGUAUUUAAAGGAGUAGAUCAAUUAAAAAGGGAAUUUGCUAGCUGCCCUCCCUCUAAUGAGCAAAUGCAGAAACUCUACAGACUGUUACAUCAAGUGCUAAAAGAUCAAAACAGUGAACUGGCAUCAAAAGUGAUGAUUGAAUUACUUGGUACAUAUACAGAUGAAAAUGCUUCAUAUGCAAGAGAGGACGCCAUUAAGUGUAUAGUGACAGCUCUCGCCGACCCUAACUCAUUCCUAUUAGACCCAUUGUUGUCACUGAAACCAGUGCGUUUCUUGGAAGGCGAGCUAAUUUAUGAUUUGCUCACAAUAUUUGUUUCUGAAAAAUUGUCGAGUUAUCAAACCUUUUACAAUAAUCACAAGGAGUUUGUACAGUCUCAAGGUUUAAAUCAUGAACAAAAUAUAAAGAAGAUGAGAAUAUUGUCCUUCAUGCAAAUGGCAGAAUCAAAUUCAGAAAUUACCUUUGACGAAAUUAUAUCUGAACUGCAGAUUGAAGAGAAAAAUGUAGAAGCUUUUAUAAUUGAAGUCCUGAAGACGCGGUUGGUGCGCGCGCGCAUGGACCAGGCGGCGCGCUCGGUGCGCGUGUCGAGCACCAUGCACCGCACGUUCGGCCACGCGCAGUGGCAGCAGCUGCGCGACGUGCUGCUGGCGUGGCGCGCCAACGUGCACAACGCGCACGAGUCCAUGAAGUCCGUGGCCGCCGCGCAGAUCGAGUACACCGGCCAGCAGAAGCCCUGAGCCGGAACCUAGUCCAUACUGUUGUAUUAUAUUCUAUCCAUUUUGAGAAUAAAGCAAUUAUAGUAAGGCUUCUCCGUUGUCAGUUAACUUACUUUAUUGGCAUAUAACAAUAUUAAAAUCGGUAAUCUUAGGCGAAUGUGCGCGUGGGCGACCAUACCGGAGUCGUUCACUGCCACAUUGCACUAAGCAUUUUUGGAAAUACAAAUAUUAUUUUAUGUAAUGUCACAAUCUUUACAGUUUUGGUAUAAAAGUAAUAAAGUUAUAAACCCUAAA